This is a messenger RNA of Leptomonas pyrrhocoris, 2520 nucleotides long. Its product is annotated as putative Cleavage and polyadenylation specificity factor. Gene Ontology annotation, biological process: mRNA 3'-end processing by stem-loop binding and cleavage. Gene Ontology annotation, cellular component: mRNA cleavage and polyadenylation specificity factor complex. Lineage: Eukaryota; Euglenozoa; Kinetoplastea; Trypanosomatida; Trypanosomatidae. Gene Ontology annotation, molecular function: RNA endonuclease activity; 5'-3' exonuclease activity; RNA binding. The record is from RefSeq and is a predicted model, not a curated record. The coding region runs from base 250 to 2520 and encodes 756 amino acids. The transcript has a single exon.
AGUUACUUUCAUUUUUGAGGAGACGAAACGACACCCCGUGGAGUUUGUUUGGCGUUCUUUUUUGUUUUGCUUUCAUGCUUCACAACUUGCUCGAUUACGCAUACCAACAGCGACGUUUUUUCUCUUCUCCUUUUCUUUUGUCGAGCCGCCUUCAUUCCUUUUCGUUUCUAUCACACUUACUCUCCUUUCACGAUUUAGCUACUGCAAGUCUGCUAAGAGCCAUUUGUUUACGGCCAACAGUCAACGAACAUGACGGCACCUUUUCUUCCAGAGGCCGGAAACGGCGUGCUGCCGACGCCCUCGCGUACCCACGCGCCGGAUGAGGUCGAAGUGCUGCCCAUCGGCAGCGGCGGCGAGGUCGGUCGCUCCUGCGUGAUUGUGCGCUACAAGGGUCGCGCCGUCAUGCUGGACUGCGGCAACCACCCCGCCAAGAGCGGCCUCGACUCGCUGCCCUUCUUCGACAGCAUUAAGUGUGAUGAGGUCGACGUCGUCUUGAUCACCCACUUCCACCUCGACCACUGCGGUGCCCUGCCUUACUUUUGCAAUCAAACCUCCUUCAAGGGCCGCAUCUUCAUGACGAGCGCCACCAAGGCUUUUUACAAGAUGGUCAUGAAUGACUUCCUGCGCAUCGGCGCCGGUGCGAGCGACUUGGUCACAAGCGAGUGGCUGCAGAGCACAAUCGACCGCAUCGAGACGAUAGAGUACCACGAGGAGGUGACCGUCAACGGCAUCUCCUUCCAACCCUUCAACGCAGGCCACGUGCUCGGGGCGGCCAUGUUUAUGGUGGACAUCGCCGGCAUGCGCGCGCUCUACACCGGCGAUUUCUCCCGCGUCCCGGACCGCCACCUGCUCGGGGCCGAAGUCCCGCCCUAUUCCCCGGAUAUUCUGAUCGCCGAGAGCACCAACGGCAUCCGCGAGCUCGAGUCGCGCGAGGAGCGGGAGCACCUCUUCACCAGCAGCGUGCACGACGUCGUGCGUCGUGGUGGGCGAUGCCUGGUGCCCGUCUUCGCCCUCGGCCGCGCGCAGGAGCUUCUCCUCAUUCUGGAGGAGUUCUGGGAAGCGCACAAGGAGCUGCAGAACAUCCCGAUCUACUACGCCUCCUCCCUCGCCCAGCGCUGCAUGAAGUUGUACCAGACGUUUGUGAGUGCGAUGAAUGACCGUGUGAAGCAGCAGCACGACAACCACCACAACCCUUUCGUCUUCAAGUACAUCCACUCCCUGAUGGACACCAAGUCCUUCGAGGACAGCGGCCCGUGUGUGGUGUUGGCCUCCCCGGGUAUGCUGCAAUCCGGCAUCUCGCUGGAGCUGUUCGAGCGCUGGUGCGGGGACCGGCGCAACGGCAUCAUCAUGGCGGGCUACUGCGUCGACGGCACCAUCGCCAAGGACGUGCUGGCGAAGCCGAAGGAGGUGACGAAGCCCGACGGCAAGGUGCUGUCGCUGCGCAUGAGCACGAUUGAGGCCGUCUCCUUCUCCGCCCACUCCGACGGCCGCCAGACGCGCGACUUCAUCCACCAUCUCACGAAGGUGAAACACACGGUGCUCGUGCACGGCAACCCUGGUGCGAUGGGCCAGCUCAAGAACAAGCUCAUGCAGGACUUCCGCGAGCGCGGCAUGGCCGUCCACACUACGGUGAACCAGGAGUCGAUUCGCAUCCCGUUUGUGCAGAACCGAACGGCGAAGGUGAUGGGCAAGCUGGCCAACACGUCGGUUCGCGAGGGCGAGUUUGUGAGCGGGGUGAUGUUGGUGUCUGGUCAACACCAGUACACCAUUGUCCACCCUGACGACGUGCCGGUGUUCACCGACCUCAGCGUGAAUCGCAUUCAGCAGGCUAUGGUGCUACCCCUGCCGCGCCACCGCUCACCGCUAGAGGUGCUGCUGGUCCUGCAGCGGUAUUUCGCGCAGAGCAAGCUUUUUGAGGAGGUGGCGCCACGCACGGCCAGCCCGCAGGAGGACGAGGAAGCCCGGCGCGCCGCCGCGGAGCGUGGCGAAGCGCGAGACCCGGACACCACGCAGCUGUUCGUCUCGAAGGAUGUCACGGUGGACGUGCGCAAGAGCUCGCAGGCGCAGACGACGCUGACGAUUACGUGGUACAGCAGCCACUACAACGACCUGCUGGCGGAUGUGACGUGCAUUGCCCUGGCGAAGCUGGCAGAGGAGCCGCAUGAGGCGGAGGCGGAGGAGGUUCUCGUGCCGGCGGACGUCGCUGGGCAGGAUAAGCUCUUUCGUGUGAAGUGCUUCCACCACAUGAUCUCGCAGUUCUACCCCGCUGUCACGACGAAUCUCGCGUCUGGCAACUGCACCAUCACGCUGGCGGAUGGGCAGGUGGCGAACAUCACGGACUGCAUCGAGAUUGAGCUCGAGUCUGGCGCUGGGAAGAAGGACGUCGACUACGACGCGCCGAAGGUGCUGGAGCUGAAGCGGAUUCUGAAGCGCAUCUAUCUCACGCUUUUUCCCAUCCCGGUAGACAACGGGUGGUGUGACUGCGGUAUGAUUCACGGGGAGGAGCCGGUGGUCGAGUAG